AUCUCUUCGGGUCUAGAAGGGCCUGGCAAAGUAACGGAAUAAUUCAAAUUUUAGAGAAGCUUUUAGUCCUCAUGCUGGGAUGGCAGAAGAUAAACCUGAUGUUAAAAGCCCCAGGGUGGGGGCAAGGCCCCAAGGUGGUGCUGACACUGGGGAACCUACCACCCUUCUUCAAAGGCUCCGAGGUACCAUUUCCAAGGCCGUGCAGAACAAAGUCGAGGGAAUCCUGCAAGAAGUACAGAAGUUCUCUGACAACGACAAGCUCUAUCUCUACCUUCAGCUCCCUUCAGGGCCCAGCGUUGGCGAUAAAAGCUCAGAGCCGAGUAUACUUAGCAAUGAGGAGUAUAUGUAUGCCUGUAGGUGGAUCCGCAACCACCUGGAAGAGCACAUGGAUACCUGUCUGCCAAAGCAAAGCGUCUAUGAUGCCUAUCGAAAGUACUGUGAGAGUCUUGCCUGUUGCCGCCCACUCAGCACAGCCAACUUCGGCAAGACCAUCAGAGAGAUCUUCCCUGACAUCAAGGCCCGAAGACUUGGUGGUCGGGGCCAAUCCAAGUAUUGCUACAGUGGCAUCCGAAGGAAGACCUUGGUGUCUAUGCCACCAUUGCCUGGACUUGACUUAAAGGGUUCUGACAGUCCAGAAAUGGGCCCAGAAGUAACCCAAGCACCUCGGGAUGAACUGGUAGAGGCAGCCUGUGCCCUGACUUGUGACUGGGCAGAGCAGAUCCUGAAACGAUCCUUCAGUUCCAUAGUUCAGGUCGCCCGCUACCUACUACAGCAGCAUCUCAUCUCUGCCCGAUCUGCACAUGCUCAUGUGCUUAAGGCUGGGGGGCUUGCUGAAGAGGAAGAGCGAGCCCCUCGGGAACGGUCGUCAUGUAAAUCCAAGAAUGGCGUGGAGAACCUGGAAGGUGGAGGCCCCAAAAAGCCAGAGAGACCAGCCCAGCCUCCUAAGGAGCUAGAAGCCCGAGCUGGGACAGACACCCCAGGACGUGGAGAACGGAAGAAGGGUGUGAUCGACAGCUCAGCUCCCGCAGCCAGUAAGCCACAAGUUAAUGCCCUUGUGGCCCGACUGCCUGUGCUCCUUCCCCGAGCACCACAACCUCUUAUUGCACCCAUUCUGGCUUCUAAGCUUUCUUCAGGCACUCUGAAAGUAGCUACAUUGCCUCUGCCCACUAGGGUUGGGGGACCCCAGGCAGCUGUGCCCAUCAUUAACAUGAUCUUACCACCUGUUCCUACUUUGUCAGGGGCUGGGGCUAGAAUUGGGCCUGGGCUUGGGCCAGGACCAGGGCCUGGGCUUGGCCCUGGGCUCGGGGCUGGGCCUGCACCUGGGCCUGGGCCUGGGCCUGCACCUGGGCCUGGGCCUGCGCCUGCGCCUGGGCCUGGGCCUGCGCCUGGGCCUGCGCCUGGGCCUGGGCCUGGGCCUGGGCCUGGGCCUGGGCGAGUUCCACCCAGGACACUUCUUCUGCCUCGAGGCACAGAGAACAGGGAGGUAGUGAUAAGUGGUGACCCACGACCCCAUGACAAGGGUAUCAAAAGGACAGCAGAAGUGCCUCUGAGUGAGGCCAGUGGGCAGGACCCACCGGUUAAAGAAGUGAAGCAAGAGGCAGAGGCCACAGUGAGUGAGGCAAAAAGGAAGCGGGGACGCCCUAGGAAAAAGCCAGGCGGGAGUGGGGAGAGGCAUGCUACUCCGGAGAAGGCUGCUGGGAACUCUCCCCGGUCUCCGAGGUUACUCUGGGGCUCCAAAGGAGAAAACAGCUCAGUUGGGAGACCAGAAAGACUAGGGCCAGUGGGUGAUGCCAAGCAGGAAACAGUGUCUACUCAAGGUCAGGAAGAUGGAGCUGUUUCCAAAGGAGAAAGGAGCCUGAGUUUCCAGCCAGCCAAAGAAGCAGAAGAUAAAAUUCCUCCCAUCACCUCAAAAGUGAGUGUUAUCAAGGGCGGCAUUCCAAAGGAGGCCCUUUCGUUGGUAAAGGGAGAGGCUGCCAUCACAACACAGGGUAACCAAGGGUUAAAGGGUCGAGGACUUCAGAGUUCCCUAACCCAGGAGCAUAAAGACCCCAAAGCAACACCCCCAUGAUAGAUAGCUCUGUGGGGAAGAAUAGCUAUGUUCAUUUGAGCUCAACCUGCCUGCCUGAAAGAGGCCCUUCACUGCACCUGCCUCUCAUUCAGCUAGUCUUUCCCUAAAGGAGCCCAUUGGCCUGGCUUGUAUAGUGCCUGGUAGCUGCUUCAGACCUUUCCAGCUCAAUACCUUGGCUUUAAUACAACCAGUAAAUUAUAAUGACCUUCCCACCUAGAUCCCUGUGCUCUCCUGGGGGAAUAGAGCUAGGGUAAAUGUGAAUGUAGGUUAGGGAUAUUCUGGCUUCUAAUCAAUAGAAAACUUAGAACUCACUUAAGACAAAAGCUGUUAAUUGGCUUAUGAAAUUGGAAAGUCAAGAGGUAGUACUGGCUUCAGGUGAGGCGUGAUCUGAUUGCUCAGUUCGUUCUCACGGCUUCACCUAAUGUAAAAUCAUCCUUAGUUUGGACCAUUCACAGAUGCCAGCACUCCUAGGACUGCGUUUGCCCAUUUUAUAUCUAAGCAGAAAGAAAGGGUAUCACUAUGCCAGGAAUCCUAGCAAAAGCCCAAAGAUUUACCAUGAUGAAACCAGCCUGGGUCAGGUCUAUCCUUGACCAACAAGUGUGGCCAGGAAGAUGUUUAUGCUAAUGUGUUUAUUAUAUACAUCAUGGACCAGCUUUGGAAAAAGGGUGGAAUCGGCCUUCUCACACCACAGACUCCCCAGAUGGAGACUUGGGGAGGAGGGUGGAGAGUUGCUGCUGGAAGUGUGUCUUAGCUGGCUAAGCUCAGGUGAGCUAGACUGCUGCCUUUCCCUGAGCCUUGCAUUUCUCUCACUGUGGUGGUGACAUCUUAUCUCAUUGUAGUCUGGGAAGGACAGAGAAGGAAGCAUUCUCUUGAGAGUCUUACUUCUCCUGACAACUUUUCCACUGACUCUGGGUCUCACUCCCUACCAGGAAAGCUAGCCCAUGGCACUUGAUUCAGUCUGCAGCCACCAGGUGUCAGUCCCUUGUCAGGACCGGAUGGGGUCAGGCUAGAUUAGCCGAGGAGGUGGUACCGAUUCUGUAAGUUAGGGAGCACCAGGGGACAGAUCCAGACACUCCAGAUGUAUCCUUGGGGACAGCAGGAAACCAGCCCAUAUUAACUGAAGAUGAACUCUGUCCUCUCCACUGGAUAGCUUCUUGUCAGGGAAUCUUGGUUUUUUUCCCAAGAAAUACAGAUUUUCUUUCAGGGAGGUAACACCCAUUUGUCCAUUUAUUUCCACAAGAGCAGAUUUUUUUUAAAUUAUAAUAAUAUUUGAUAUCUAUAAAGAAAUAUUUACUAUAAAUUAUGAAAUGCAGUGAGUACCUAUAACCCAUCAUUCAACUUAAACAUUAAAACAUUAAAAAUUCUAUUAGGUUAUGCCACCUUUCCCUGCCUCUUCUUAGAGGUAACCGCUGUCUUUAAUUUUAUGCUCAUUAAUCGCUUGUUUAUGUAUAUUGGCCAUGUGUGUAUAUAUUCUUUAAGAAUGUAUUAUUUCGUUUUGCUUGUAUUUCAGCUUUACAAAAAUGUUGUACUCUGUUAGUCCCUGGAGGUUUGCUCUUUUGCACCUACCAUUGUUUCUAAGAUUCGUCGAUGUCGUAAUAGCUAUGAUUCAUUCAUUUGCAUCUGUAUAAUAUUGCAGUAAAUACAUACAACACAACCGACUUAGCCAUUCACCUGUCGAGUAACAUUGGGCUGUUUCCAGGCUUUUGUUAUUAUACACAAUGCUGCUAUGAACAUUCUUGUACAUGAGUGCCUUUGUUUUUAGUAAGAUUUCUAAAGAGGUUUCUAAGAUUGUCCUCGGCGGUCCUUUUGGUCUGUGUACCCUCUGAGUUGGGGACUGUUGCCUCUUGUCUUACUUUAUGAAAGAGUUUACAUCAUAUUGAAAUGAACUGGUCUUGAAUGUUUGAUAAAACUUACCUAUAAAGCCAUCUGAGCCUUA
This is a messenger RNA of Onychomys torridus (southern grasshopper mouse), 4004 nucleotides long. It is a transcript of the gene Rfx5, whose product is annotated as regulatory factor X5. The coding region runs from base 80 to 2068 and encodes 662 amino acids. The record is from RefSeq and is a predicted model, not a curated record. Lineage: Eukaryota; Metazoa; Chordata; Mammalia; Rodentia; Cricetidae. Gene Ontology annotation, biological process: regulation of transcription by RNA polymerase II. Gene Ontology annotation, molecular function: DNA-binding transcription factor activity, RNA polymerase II-specific; RNA polymerase II cis-regulatory region sequence-specific DNA binding. The transcript has 10 exons.